AUGCCGCUAGCUCGAAACAGUUGUUUCCGCCAUCUGUUCUCCACACAGGCGUCCCGUCUCCUCUUGCUCUUGACCUCUGCCUCCUCGAAGCAGCUUCCGCAUACCGGAAACGUAUCCAGGAUACAACGCCGUGAGUGCAACGCCAACGCUCCAAGACCACGCACCAGCGCGCUAAUCGCGCCAUACCAGGAGAUGAAUACGCUCGAGACAUGCCCACACGACCUCCUCUACCUCAUCUUCCAGGACGCUUGCCAUGACACCGGCGUCACCGCCCGCUCCCUCGCCCUCACCUCGCGCCGAAUGUCGGCCAUCUCAAGCACUUUUCGCUACCGCAACCUUGCCAUCAUUGGAAUCACCCGCAUCAAGCGCGCGUAUGAGUCGCUCCUGUCGGUGCCCGAAGACUUACGACGUGUACAUCAUCUGUACCUUGCCGACAUCCCCUCUGAGUACCUACACGUCGAGCCCGUUUCCCCCAAUAUGCGGCUACGCGGGUGCACUGGCACGGAGAAGGCGAAACGAUUCCAGUUGGCCGUCGACAAACUCCUUGCACUCGUGGCGCCGACCCUGCGUACUCUUACCUGUGUGACACGGAACCCCUGGCAGCGCUUCAUUCUAGCGCACAUGGGCACCACGACCUUUCCCUGCCUCGAGAGCCUCAGUCUGUCGCAGACGACCCGCAUGCCCUUCCAUUCUGAUGCCUUCCUCCCGCCCAGCCCUCUUCGCAUGCCCAAGCUCCGACGGCUACACCUUGCCUACACCGGCGCAGGAUACAUCGACUUCCGCGUCGGUGGCAUUGUGCGCCUGUUCGCGGACCACUGCCCGAACUUAACCCAGUUACGCCUCUCCGACAUCGACUUCUAUCUGGGCGGGAAGGCGGAGCUCUUCAGGAUGCUUCACGAAAUGCGCAUACCCACCACUGAGAUCUUCCCUCUUGAAGGCUCUCCUAUCAGUCGACAGCUGGCCAUUGGCGGUCGUAUGCUGCAGUAUCCGUCGCACAUUCAGCGUGUCAUCGUUCAGCUACAGAAGCGUGGGAGAUACGGUGCUGGCGACCUGGAAGCCGAGGAUAUGAAGGUCCUGCGCUCUAUGCAGUGCCUCGAUCGUGACGAAUUCAUGCUUGACAAUCCCCGUAUCAGCCGGACGUACGAUGAGUGGGUGGACGAAUGGCUGGAAGUCUCCGACGGUAACUUCGAUGCUUGGGAGGACCCGGAGCGACACAGUAGACUAACCUCUGUAUCACGCCGCAGCCAGUCCUGUGCUUAG
This is a messenger RNA of Peniophora sp. CBMAI 1063, 1260 nucleotides long. NCBI's taxonomy places the organism in Eukaryota, Fungi, Basidiomycota, Agaricomycetes, Russulales, Peniophoraceae. The record is from the annotation of a GenBank genome assembly.